AGCCCCUCGAAUACACGCCCGAUUCAUCACCCGACCUAGAGAGCACUACAACGAUACGUUGCAUAACAAAAUGGAUCAGACUAUUCCUCCAAAACGAAGCGCUGAGGAGAUUUGGCUGAGCCGGUCAACUCUUGCCCUGACGGAAGCCAAAAAUCAUCCACCUGCCAAUGCCUAUUCAGGUCGUAGUGUAAAAAUCAAUGGUGGAAAGCUCGCCGAAGGAUAUCGUGUUCUCGAUACUAUUCUCGGACGGAACAAAGUCCGAGUCCAGUUGAGGCGGGCAGAAAGGCACGAGAAGAAAGGCGUAAAACGUCGACGACUCAGCAGUGAGCGGUGGAGGAAACGGUUCGCUCACGAAGUCAGGAAGAAGGUCGAGUUGGUGAUAAAAAUUCGAAACCGCGGAGCAUGAUGUCCUACCUUUUCCUCCUCUUUCAUUUGUCUAUUUUCAGCACGUAUAGAUGGAAACAUAACAAACAAUUG
This is a messenger RNA of Laccaria bicolor S238N-H82, 477 nucleotides long. RefSeq lists its product as uncharacterized. Gene Ontology annotation, molecular function: structural constituent of ribosome. NCBI's taxonomy places the organism in Eukaryota, Fungi, Basidiomycota, Agaricomycetes, Agaricales, Hydnangiaceae. Bases 71 to 406 code for a protein of 111 amino acids. The record is from RefSeq and is a predicted model, not a curated record. The transcript has 3 exons. Gene Ontology annotation, biological process: translation; mitochondrial translational initiation. Gene Ontology annotation, cellular component: ribosome; mitochondrial small ribosomal subunit.